UUUGCCAUGCAGCCCCACCACUCGCUCUUCCUCAAAUGAUAUCUUUGCCAUGUAGCCGCCACCCAUCUCUCUUCUUUUGCUCUUUGUCCCAAAUCGAAGACCUUGAUAACCACUUUCAAGUCUUCUUCCACAAAAGAAAAAUGAAAAAAAGUUUUAGUUUUGAUCCAGUUGAAGAGUGAGUUCUUAGUGUUCUGGAACUGCAAGGAUUGAUAUCAGCUGAAGUUUUGGUCAACAAAAAAAAAAAAAAAUUGGUUUUUUGGAGAAUCUGAACAUCAAGGCAAUAUUUUGGACAUGAUUUCAGGUUGUUUGUCAUGGUUUGGAUUAAAUAUAUUCAUUGAAUUGGGACAGGACAAGCACAGUUAGAGGAGUGAACAAAAGGUUCUCAUACUUCCACAUGUGCUAGGAGUAAUAAUGGUGGAGAUGGAGAAACAGCAAAGCUUUCGGCGUGGGGCAUUGGAGAAACUGCAAAGCUUUCGGUUAGGUGCCAUGGAGAGGCAGAAGAGUGUCAAGAUGGGGAUGAUGGAGAAACAAAAGAGCAUUCGUUUGGGGACAGGAGAUAAGCAGCAAGGCUUCCGAGAAAAGAAGAACAGAGAUAGUUUUGGCAAGAGAGGAGAUACACCACUUCAUUUAGCUGCCCGGGCAGGGAAUGCAACACAAGUAACAAAGCUCAUCUCGGAAUGUGAUGAGUCCUUGUUAAAGGAGUUCGUAUCGAAACAGAAUCAGGAUGGUGAAACAGCAUUGUAUGUUGCUGCGGAGAAUGGCCAUGUUGAGGUUGUUCAGGAAAUAUUGAAGGUUUCCGAUGUUCUUUCUGCAGGAAUUAAGGCUACUAAUAGCUUUGAUGCUUUCCAUAUUGCUGCUAAGCAGGGACAUCUUGAUGUGCUGAAAGAGAUGUUGCGUGCUUUCCCUGCAUUGGAUAUGACUACGAGCACAUCGAACUCUACCGCUCUUGACACAGCUUCCACUCAAGGCCAUAUUGAUAUCGUCAAUCUUCUUCUAGAAACAGGGGCGAACCUUGUCAAGAUUGCACGGAGCAAUGGCAAAACUGCUCUGCAUUCCGCAGCGAGGAUGGGGCAUGUAGAAGUUGUCAAAUCUAUUUUGCGCAAGGACCCGAGCAUCGGUUUGAGGAUCGAUAAGAAGGGACAGACUGCAUUGCAUAUGGCAGUGAAAGGUCACAAUAAUCAAAUGGUUCUGGAGCUAUUGAAUCCCGAUCCUUCUGUUAUUUCUUUGGAAGAUAACAAGGGGAAUACAGCAUUGCACAUUGCAACACGGAAGGGACGUCCUGAUAUGGUGCAGACUCUAAUAUCAGUAGAGGGAAUCAAUGUAAAUGUGGUGAAUAAAGCAGGUGAGACAGCACUUGGUAUUGCAGAAAAGGCACAUAAUGAAGAGAUCAUCGAUAUUCUGAAAAAAGUCGGAGCAGUCGCGACAAAGGAGCCGCCAAAUCCUCCCAAUCCCACAAAGCAGUUAAAGCAGACGGUAAGUGAUAUAAAGCAUGAUGUCCAAUCCCAACUUGUUCAGACCCGGCAAACUGAGAGGAAGGUGCAGAACAUCAAGAAGAGACUCCAUAAGCUGCACAUCGGAGGCUUGAACAAUGCCAUUAACUCGAACACUGUGGUUGCUGUGCUCAUUGCCACUGUAGCCUUCGCUGCAAUCUUUCAAUUACCUGGCCAGUAUGUUGAGUCUACAACCGAUGAUAGUAUAACUCCUGGACAAGCAUACAUAGCAAACAAUGCUGCUUUUAUAAUCUUCUUAGUGUUCGAUUCUCUUGCACUCUUCAUCUCUCUAGCUGUGGUGGUUGUUCAGACAUCAUUGAUUGUGACAGAGCAGAAGGCGAAGCGGCUAAUGGUGUUUGUGAUGAACAAACUCAUGUGGUUGGCAUGCCUAUUCAUAUCGGUUUCGUUCAUUUCCCUCACUUAUGUUGUGGUCGGAAAGCAGGACUUGUGGCUCGCAUAUGCCACAAUGGCCAUUGGUGCCACUAUCAUGCUGGUGACAUUUGGAUCGAUGUGUUACUGCAUUAUCAUUCAUCGCAUCGAGGAAAAGAACACAAGGAGUUUAAGGCGGAACUCCGGUAGCCGGUCCCGUUCCUGGUCUGCAUCCGUUGUUGUAUCAGAUUCAGAGAUAUUCAAUAAUGAAUACCGAAAGAUGUAUGCGCUUUAGAGCUUGCCAGAUCUGUAGUUUUGUUCAGGAUCUGUAGAGAGCUCUGCGAGUGAUGUCGGCGACAUUAGUAUCAUUGUAUAGUUUAGGUUAAAAGAUGCAUUGUAGACAUUUUAUCAGCUUCGCUGAUUUCUAAAAAUUAAUGUACUUCCAUAAAGGCAGAAGUUAAUGCAGUUACUUAAAAUAAGUUCCAAGAGAUGCAUACUGACAAUGACAACAUGAAUAGAUCUAUUAUUCUGUUGAACUGUCUAAACAAUGAAAGUUGGUUCCUUAAAUUCCCAGAAAUACACAUUUUCUUGCCCUUGAGAAAAAAAA
This is a messenger RNA of Dioscorea cayenensis subsp. rotundata (Guinea yam), 2466 nucleotides long. RefSeq names its product ankyrin repeat-containing protein At5g02620-like. The record is from RefSeq and is a predicted model, not a curated record. Lineage: Eukaryota; Viridiplantae; Streptophyta; Magnoliopsida; Dioscoreales; Dioscoreaceae. Gene Ontology annotation, cellular component: plasma membrane. Gene Ontology annotation, molecular function: protein phosphatase 1 binding; protein phosphatase regulator activity.